Molecule: messenger RNA, 1737 nt
Organism: Helianthus annuus (common sunflower)
Lineage: Eukaryota; Viridiplantae; Streptophyta; Magnoliopsida; Asterales; Asteraceae
Product: myb family transcription factor APL
Exons: 7
Coding region: 206-1504 (432 amino acids)
Molecular function (GO): DNA binding; DNA-binding transcription factor activity
Source: RefSeq, a predicted model, not a curated record
AUGUUAACAAAGUUAGCUUCUUCUUGAGGCUAUUUUUACACAAUCAAUAUUAAUUUAGGCCCAAAAAAGGGUUUCCCAUCUUUAAAAGACGAACCGUAUUCUUCUUCCCCUAUUUGCAUAUCGCAUUUGUUCUUCUUGAAUCUCUCUUGAACACACACAGAUCUAGAGAGAUCAAGAAACAAAGAAAGAAAGAAAGAAAGAAAGAAUGUUCCAUUCCAAGAAAGCAGCUGCCGGCUCAACAACUGCUAUGAAUUCACUUCACCAUAAUCAUCACCACCAUCAUGAAAGGUCCAACAUGUGCGGUGUUGGUGGUAAUAACCAUAGCACCGCUGGUACUGGCACCAUACAAGGCGACUCGGGUCUUGUCCUCACCACUGACCCCAAACCGCGGCUCAGGUGGACCGUAGAGCUCCAUGAGCGCUUUGUUGAUGCUGUUGCUCAGCUUGGAGGACCUGACAAGGCAACUCCAAAGACAAUCAUGAGAGUCAUGGGUGUAAAGGGGCUCACACUUUACCAUCUCAAGAGUCAUCUUCAGAAAUUCAGGCUGGGAAAGCAACCUCACAAAGAGUUUAAUGAUCACUCCAUAAAAGACAGCGAAAGAGCAUCUGCUCUAGAACUUCAAAGAAACAGUGGUGCAUCCUCUUCUCGAAUAAUGGGCCGGAGUAUGACCGAGAUGCAAGUUGAGGUUGAGAGAAGACUUCAUGAACAAUUAGAGGUACAAAGGCAUCUGCAGUUAAAGAUAGAGGCACAAGGAAAAUACAUGACAACAAUACUGGAGAAAGCUUGUCAAAUCCUAGCUGGAGACCAAAGCAUGGCUGCUGCAGGUUACAAUAAUAAUGGCAACAAAGUGGUUGGAACUGCUGGUGCAGCUGGCAUUGGAAUGAACAUGAAUAUGAACAUGAAUAUCAGUUCAAGCACCGGCAUUACUAGUCAUCUUGAACAAGCCCCACCGGGCCAUAGAGGUAGCAUCAUGCUUUUUCCAGGUGAUCAUGCGCCAUCAACUCUUAAAGACUUUGGGUCUCUUAAUAACUUCCCAUCUUUUCAAGACCUUAACCUUUAUGGCACUUCUCAGUCACCGUCGCCGCCGGCCAUAGCAGCAGCAGGUACUGGUGCGGCCCGAAAGAGCCCCUUAAUGUGGUCAGAUGAUGAACUCCACCUCCAAGAUGAUCAUCAACAACAACAGGAGCAUAAUCAUAUAGGGGUACUAUCUAACAACAGUUCGGAAGGUGGAGGGGGAGAUGGGUGUGAUCUUGAUUCAACUGUCCCCAGCCAUAUUUUUGAAACAAGUCCAUUAACUUUAGCAAGUAGUCACAAUGUUGAUCACAUUCAUCAUCAUCAUCUUGGUUUAGGGCCGAUGGAUCAUAACAAGCCGAAGUUGGAAAGAACAUCUCCAAGAAGACCACCAUUGUCAUCAAAUAGUUCUAUGGAUAACAUGAGGGCCACCCUCUCUACUAACAGUAAUUCCAAUAUGUCUCCACAAGGAAGAAGCUCUUCCUUUGGCUAGCUAGCUCAUACCUAUACCUGCUACAUAUAUAAAUUUGCAUGAAUGCUAGAUUAUAUUCUAUUUACAAUUUAUAAACUUACAUAUAUAAUUGUUAGUUAAUAACUUAUAUCUAUUGCUAGUUUUAGCUUGUACUUCUACCUAAUGAAAGCCAUAAGAAUGAAUGUAAAGAACUUGUUGUUUUCAUACGCAUGUAUGCUGUAUUUUUGGUAAUUUGAAUCGUUUAGUUUGUUGUA